Penicillium vulpinum is the source of this 783-nucleotide messenger RNA. RefSeq names its product 4-hydroxybenzoate octaprenyltransferase. Bases 1 to 783 code for a protein of 260 amino acids. Lineage: Eukaryota; Fungi; Ascomycota; Eurotiomycetes; Eurotiales; Aspergillaceae. Gene Ontology annotation, cellular component: membrane. Gene Ontology annotation, molecular function: transferase activity, transferring alkyl or aryl (other than methyl) groups. The transcript has a single exon. The record is from RefSeq and is a predicted model, not a curated record.
AUGUGUGAAAGGGAACGCAAGGCAUGUCUAUCUCUCGCUAACGAGUGCAUCAGCGAUAUCUGUGAUCAAAAACUCGACAAACACGUGGAGCGAUGCAAGAUCCGCCCUCUACCAGCUGGAAUGAUUAACACCUCUGAGGCCAUCGUGGCAUUUAUCUGCUGGUUGCCUAUCACACUCUCCAUUACUUGGGGUACAUUGGGUCCGGCCGUCACAGCGGGCUUCAUUCCAGUAUGGGUGCUGAGCACAAUCUACCCAUUCAUGAAGCGCAUCAUGCCAUUCCCACAAGUCGUUCUUGGGGCGAUAAUUGGUGGUGCCGUAUUUCCUGGAUGGGUGGGAAUUACUGGAGAUCUGAAGAAUCUGGACCAGGCACUUCCUCUGUUCUUCGCCACAGCGGCAUGGGUUGUCUACUUUGAUGUCUUCUAUGCGACACAGGAUCGCCCGGACGACGAGAAGAUAGGUGUGAAAUCACUCGCCGUGCUGAUGGGGAACAAUGUCCAGCUUCUGCUAGCGGUCCUCGGGGCUCUGCAGGUACUGCUAUUUGCUGUCACCGCGCUACGGGCGGAUAUGUCGCUCAUCUUUUGGGUGAUGGGACUCGGUGUAUGGAUGGUGAGUAUGCCAUGGCAUAUAUUGUCAUUGGAUCUAACUGAUCGACGCUCGGGUGGCCGAAUUUUCAAGUCGAAUAUUAAGCUGGGCUUAUAUUUGACAGGGGUUUCCUUGUUGGAGCUGUUUGUGGUGCGAGUUUAUCACGUUUCCCUGGCAAACAUGAUGCUGGAGCUGCAUUAG